UUCUUGCUCCAAAGCUUUCUAAUUACCAACAUACACACAAUGAAGAACACCAUUACUAAUGUCAACACAAAGCUCAUUCUUCUGCAUCCCUACAUUCAGAAACAAGGCAACCCGAACCGCCUAUGGCUCGUCGCUCUCGUGUCAGUGUUCGCGGUAGCAUCCCUUCUGACCCUUGUCUACACCCGCGAAUCGUUUCACACAACCAACACCACCACCACAACGCGCAUCACUGCCACCAUCACCCACAACGAACAAACGCUGCCCAAAUCAGUGAUGCGAGCUCUUGUUCACUAUGCCGCCAACACCAACAGCACCAAUCACAUGUCACAAACCGAUAUUAAACAAAUCUCUGAUGUCCUCAAACAAUGCACCUCCCCUUGUAACUUUCUUGUCUUCGGGCUCACCCCCGAAACCCUCCUCUGGAACGCUUUGAACCACUAUGGCCGAACCGUUUUCAUAGAUGAAAACCGCUACUAUGCUGCUUACAUGGAGGAAAAAUACCCAGAAAUCGAAGUGUAUGACGUCCAAUACACCACCAAGAUCAGGGAGCUCAAGGAGCUUGUCACUUCUGUUAGGGAACAAUCACAUAACGAGUGUGGGCCCGUUCAAAAUCUGUUAUUUUCUGAUUGCAAGAUCGGGCUAAACGAUCUUCCUAACCAACUAUAUGAUAUAAACUGGGAUGUGAUUCUGGUGGAUGGUCCACGCGGGUAUUGGCCAGACGGUCCUGGGAGUAUAUCGGCCAUAUUCACCGCCAGCGUGCUUGCUCGGAGCAAAAAGGGUGGGAACCAUAAAACCCAUGUGUUUGUGCAUAAUUAUAAUAGGGAGAUGGACAAGGUGUCUAGUGAAGAGUUUUUGUGUAAAGAGAAUUUGGUCAAGUCUUCUAAGGACUUGUUGGCUCAUUUUGUCGUAGAGAGAGUGACGGACGAGAACGGCAGACACCAAUUUUGCCGAAACAAUUCAACAACGUCAUCCUAGGCCAGCCAUCACCGCCUAUCACCACCCAUCACCGCCACUGUGUAUUUUUACGAUGUGACCAUUACUUGCAAUAGUGUAAACAUUCAUUAAUCUUGUCGAAUUUGUUUUCAAA
This is a messenger RNA of Helianthus annuus (common sunflower), 1087 nucleotides long. RefSeq names its product protein IRX15-LIKE. Bases 40 to 975 code for a protein of 311 amino acids. Gene Ontology annotation, biological process: xylan biosynthetic process. The record is from RefSeq and is a predicted model, not a curated record. Lineage: Eukaryota; Viridiplantae; Streptophyta; Magnoliopsida; Asterales; Asteraceae. The transcript has a single exon.